UACAACUAUAAUGCAAAGACUUCGAGUCAAUAGAAACGUAGGCUUUCACUUUUCAGUUCCAGAUCUCCUCGUCGGCUCAUUUCUUUGGCUCUUUGGCCUCUCCUGGCUCCGGAAAGAUGAUUGACGAUGAACAGCUGGGAUUUCUUGCCAAUUUUCUAGGCAUUUUUAUAUUUGCACUGGUAAUUGCUUACCAUUACGUGAUGGCUGAUCCAAAAUAUGAAGGAAACUGAAAGGAUAUGCUGAGCUAAUGUAUGCACUUUUAGAUGUGAACCUAGAUUAUAUUUGUACCAUGUUAGUUUUGUUUGCACAACUGUUGUUUUCAUCAAUCUUGGUAUUUCUACUAAUGAUUGACCUAUAAUUCAAUUUUCUUAAGAUUUGAUGCAUAUAACAUUGUUCUUCGAUGCAUUUAGUGAUACUUCAUUAAGCAACCCUUAUACAUGCAUGCACAUACAUGACAUGUUCCCUGCAAUUCUUCCUGUUGUUAACAUCUUUAACAAUACUAUGAACAAAUUAAACAUUGAAGAUUCAUUCAUUUCCUUCCAAGG
Molecule: messenger RNA, 545 nt
Organism: Durio zibethinus
Lineage: Eukaryota; Viridiplantae; Streptophyta; Magnoliopsida; Malvales; Malvaceae
Source: RefSeq, a predicted model, not a curated record